Daktulosphaira vitifoliae (grape phylloxera) is the source of this 1939-nucleotide messenger RNA. It is a transcript of the gene Eogt, whose product is annotated as EGF domain-specific O-linked N-acetylglucosamine transferase. Bases 134 to 1645 code for a protein of 503 amino acids. The record is from RefSeq and is a predicted model, not a curated record. Gene Ontology annotation, cellular component: endoplasmic reticulum lumen. NCBI's taxonomy places the organism in Eukaryota, Metazoa, Arthropoda, Insecta, Hemiptera, Phylloxeridae. Gene Ontology annotation, molecular function: protein N-acetylglucosaminyltransferase activity. The transcript has 9 exons.
ACUCGAUUAUUGCACACAAAUUAUUGUUUGUCCGCCUACCAUAGAGUGACUAAUCGUUGUAUAUUCAUUUAAUAAAUCUCAUAAUGUAAUUCAAAAUGAUUAUUCAACGAGUGUUCCUUAUUUAACUGCAGUUAUGUUAUAUCUUAAGAUAAUUUGUUUAUUUGAAAUUUUGUGUUUAAUUAAUUAUAUUAACACUUCUUCAUUAGAUGUAGAUUUGAAUAUCCACUCGAAUCACUUACCGUAUGUAUUAUUCUCUGAAAAAUCUCAGAAUCACAGUAAUCCUUUAAAACAUUGUUGGGGAUAUGAAGAAAAUUGUAGUAGACAAUAUCGCUUCUCUGAACCAAAUUGUCCAGGUUUUCAAACUGGCUGGGCAUCAUCCAAAAGUGAACAAAUUGAUACAUUUUAUAAUCAAGGUGAUUUUGGAUAUGUAAAGCAGCAAAAAGAAAAACUUACCUUUAUGUGUGAACCUACUGAUCAGGGUGAUUCCUCUUUACAAUGCUCUAGUCAUUUACAAUUUUGUCGAGGUCAUAAAAUUAUGAUUGACUUCAAGAAUAUGCUAAAUUAUGAUCGACCUGUACGGUAUAAAAUGGAUAUAUUAAGUCACGGACAAAUUGGAGGGAAAUGCAAGUUUUAUAAGAAAAAAUUAGAUGAUGAGAGUGAUCAUCUUGGUGCAUUACAAUCUUGGAGCCCUGAAUUAAGAUUUUUUGCAACUAUAAAUAAAUAUCCAGGAAAAUGUGAUUUAAUUAUUUCUAAACCAACAUUUAUUAUGAAAAUAGAUGCAACUGUCAACAUGUAUCAUCAUUUUUGUGAUUUUUUGAAUUUAUAUGCUUCACAACAUGUAAAUUCAUCUGAUUCUACCUUGUUCUCUAAAGAUGUACAUAUUUUGAUCUGGGAAUCAUAUCCAUAUGAAUCAGCUUUCAGUGAUACUUUUGCAGUAUUUACUAAUCAUGCCAUAUGGAACCUUAAUACUUUUAAAGGACAAGUUGUUUGUUUUGACAAUUUAGUUUUACCAUUGUUACCUAGAAUGAUAUUUGGCUUAUUUUAUAACACACCACUGAUUGAAGGCUGUGAAAAAAGUGGGUUAUUUAAAGCAUUUUCUGAACAUGUGUUACAUCGUCUAGAAAUCAGCCGAAAAAUAACUUUUAACGAAAAAAUAAAAAUAACAUUUUUAUCAAGAAAUACAAGGUAUAGAAAUGUAAUAAAUGAAAAUGAGUUAAUUUUGGCAUUGAAGAAAAAUUCAGAUUAUGAAGUCAAACGAGUAAUUUACAGUGAAAAUUAUCUUAGCUUCAAAAAACAAAUACUCAGAACACAUAACUCUGAUAUUUUUAUUGGUAUGCACGGUGCUGGAUUAACACAUUUGUUAUUUUUACCUGAUUGGGCUGUAAUAUUUGAAUUAUAUAAUUGUGAAGAUGAACAUUGUUACAAAGAUUUAUCACGACUUAGAGGAAUCAAAUAUAUAACUUGGCAAGAUACUAAUAUGUUAACUAUUCAUGAUGAAAAUACAUUCAAUGAUAAUGCAGCUCAUGCAAAAUUUGUAAACUAUUCCUUUAAUAAAGAAGAGUUUUUACGUUUGGUAGCAGAAGCAGCUCGUCACGUCAAAAAGAACAAACUAAUUUAUAGUGCUAAAGUAUAUGAUGAAUUAUAGUUAUGAUCAGAUACAGACCGAACCUGGAAUUUAAAAUGAGAUUAGACCUUUAGACUAUAUUAAAGGCUACGCCCAAAAAUGUUCAGUAAAAACACAAUUUCUCCGAAUAAAAAAAUGACAGCCCUUUUAUCCUAGGCUAAUACAAUUUAUGAUUAUUGUACUAUUUUAAUUUAAAAUUAUUAACUAAAAGAGCAAUAUGAAAAAACUAAAUUGUUAAGUGAAAAGAAAAUAAUUAUGUUUAUUAAUUAUUAAAUUUUAUAAGUUGUUUUUAAUAAAGUUGUUUAUAAAUUAUUA